Falco peregrinus (peregrine falcon) is the source of this 2456-nucleotide messenger RNA. RefSeq names its product mucin 1, cell surface associated (gene MUC1). The record is from RefSeq and is a predicted model, not a curated record. NCBI's taxonomy places the organism in Eukaryota, Metazoa, Chordata, Aves, Falconiformes, Falconidae. Gene Ontology annotation, cellular component: apical plasma membrane. The transcript is spliced from 7 exons. Bases 446 to 2134 code for a protein of 562 amino acids.
CUUCCCACCAGGUCCUGGGGGCUGUGGCUCAGCCCACGGGGCCGGGCAGACGCUGCCCCCCGCCCUUGCCCAGGGAUGCCCAGCCACUGCCCCUUCCUGGUGCCCCCACUUGAGGCUGUGUCCACCCGCGGCGUGGGGAUGCUGCUGGCGAUGUCCCCCCGAAUUGGAGGUGCAUGGGGGACCCAGCGUGGGGGCAGGAUGCUGCAAGGGCCCCAUCGGCGAGGCGGCACCCCCGUGCCCAGUGCCAAGUGGGGCAGAGGACCCCCCCUUCCUGGGGCCGGCAGCAGGGUGGGGCGUCCCCACCUGCUCCAGGUGCUCUAUAAAGCUCCGGCCACUGUCGAGCCGCCAGUUCCUGGUCCCUGGGCUGCGGCGUGUGCCACCGGCUAACGGGAGAGCAGCCGCCGCAGAGCCCUGAGAGGUGCCAGGACCCCCCAGGACGACCCCCAUGGCGUUCACUGCCUUUCUGCUGCUGCUGCUGCUGCUGAGCACAGGUGCACAUAACAUGGAGACUGACACAACUGCUGCAGUGACAGCCAUGACUGACACGACUGACACAGCGAUGACCACUGAGACGACCAUCACCCCCACGAUCACAACUCUGAACACAAUGAACUCCAAAAGCACAAGUAUGAAGAGGACCCAAUCCUCUGUCUUCUCCCAUGCCACGGUCCCCCCCACCACAAACUUCCAGUCCAGCAACAGCUUUGGAGGCAAUGCCACAACCAACAGCACUGCGGUGCCCACCCUGAGCAGCGCUGCCACCUCCCACAUCAUCAAUGCCACAACCAACAGCACUGCGGUGCCCACCCUGAGCAGCGCUGCCACCUCCCACAUCAUCAAUGCCACAACCAACAGCACCAUGGUGCCCGUCACUAGCAGCACUGCCACCUCCCACAUCAUCAAUGCCACAGCCAACAGCACCAUGGUGCCCGUCACUAGCAGCACUGCCAUCUCCCACAUCAUCAAUGCCACAACCAACAGCACCAUGGUGCCCAUCACUAGCAGCACUGCCAUCUCCCACAUCAUCAACGCCACUGCCAACAGCACCACGGUGCCUGCCCCAAGCAGCACUGCCAUCUCCCACAUCGUCAACGCCACUGCCAACAGCACCACAGUGCCUGCCCCAAGCAGCACUGCCAUCUCCCACAUCAUCAACGCCACUGCCAACAGCACCACGGUGCCUGCCCCAAGCAGCACUGCCAUCUCCCACAUCAAUGCCACAGCCAACAGCAGCAACUCGGUCCCCUCCUUCAGCACCAACACAACCAACAGCAGCUCUGUGGCUCCCACCUCCACCACAGGUGGUGGCACAGUGAUCCCUAUCUCCACCACCAAAGACAGUGGGAGCAGCAGCACUCGGGCUGUCCCCACACGGAAAACCUCUGCCACCACACAGGGCAGCACGGCUCCCACACAGACCCCCAUGGCUGCGCUGGGUAGCAGCGGUGCUCCCAACCCCAGCAUGGUCCAGCUGCUCACCCACGUCCAGCUGUCCUUCCACAUCCUCAACAGGAGCUUCAAUGAGAGCCUGCGCGACCCCACGUCGAAGGAGUACGGGAGCCUGAGCCACACUGUCUUGACCAUGUUCGAACAUGUCUUCGGCUGCGCGAGCUGCAUGGGCAGGCAGACCUACAAGGGGUGCAGCGAGCUCCGUUUCAGCCCAGGCUCGGUGCAGGUGCAGUCCACCCUCAUCUUUGCACAUGGCAAUGAAACCACCAGCCAGGCCAUGGAGCAACGGCUGAGGAGCAGCCUGGACCCGAAGGGCUUCAUCAUGGACCUGCAGCUGGCCGACAUCCAGAGCACUGUGGAGGUGAUGUCCCCGGCACCGGUGCCUGCGGUCCCAGGUUGGGCCAUUGCUCUGCUGGUCCUGGUCUGCAUCCUGCUGCUGCUGAACAUCCUCGCCUGCCUUCUGCUGGCCACCUGCACCUGCCGCCGGAAAAGCCGAGGGAAGCUGGACCUGUUCAGCACGAAGGACUCCUACCACCCCAUGGCUGAGUACGCCCUGUACCAGAGCCACGGGCGCUACGUCUCACCCAACAGCAAACCCAACCCCUACAGCCAGGUGGCCAGCAGCAAUGGCGCGGGGGUCGGCACCUUCACCUACACCAACCCUGCCACCUCCGACAACCUCUGAGGGACAUGCUGGGACAGAGGGUGGCUGCUAAGGGCAGGGGGUGGCCGUGCCCCCCUGCUCCCGGGGGAGCAGCACCGGCCCUGGGCACGUCCCCCGGUGCUGCUCGGCCCCUUGCCACAGGCAGUGGGAGCUGAAUGGUUCUGGAGCAGCCGGAUUCGUGCGCAUGACAGAACUGGAUGAGCAAAGAUUCGUGGCGGGAGGGAGGGUCCCCCACACCCCCUGUUCCCCGUGCUCGCUUGGCUUUGCAACCAUCCCCAUGCUGGGGGGGGUGUGUGUCCAGACUCGUGCUCCCCCUGCGCUCACCCCUAGGGAUUCAAUUGCU